Molecule: messenger RNA, 25232 nt
Organism: Pocillopora meandrina
Lineage: Eukaryota; Metazoa; Cnidaria; Anthozoa; Scleractinia; Pocilloporidae
Source: the annotation of a GenBank genome assembly
UAACAACGAAGAGUAUAAACCGCCUAGAACGAGCUACGCUAAGCUGGCAUACAGUAGGCAAUUCCAGUGACUGCCGCCAGAUUUUGCUGUGAUUCUACGCCAGGUAGACAUCUUGUUAAGGUAAAUAAUAAUGUGUAGUGGCAUUCCACUAGGGCGGUCGUGCCAACAACAUAUUGCGUGAGUUCUUGAUAUGGUUUCUUUUUUCGGCUCGCUUCAUGCAAACUACGGUAAGGUGCAAAAACACACCUUGGCAUUAAAACUCCGAUUCCUCCCUUUUUUCUUGGGAAGAUUUCGCAUCUUUUAGCCUAUAUCGGCAACACUGAAUGAGUUGUUCAAAUUUAAACAUCACUAGAGUAACGAGGUUUACCCAUACACACACCUCUUGUUCUCUGAUGAAGGUUACGAUUCGGAAAAUGUCGUUUGUUUUGAUCCAUUUCCAACAAAGCACUCUUAGGCACGCGUUUGAUAAAUGCCGCAGAGAUGGGCUUCCGAAUUGCUUGAAUUGCGUGCGGCUCGUGAAAGGCAUCAAGCAUUGUUUGGAAAAGGAAACAAAUUAGUGCAAUCACAAGGCUGUUAAAAAAUAUAUAUUUUUAGUGUUUUGAAAUGGUCUUACACGUUUGUAUAGAAGUGUGUUGUAAAUCGGCUAGUUUCCUCUUUACGUUUAGUGACGUUUUAAGUCGCUCAAAUCUCUGCUUAAAGGUUGCAUGCACUGAACUGCACUGAUUCAACUGAGCAUACAACGGAAAGCGUAACAAGGGACAAUCAAUUUAUUCACUUAGAUGUUAACUUUGUUACCACUCAUAGCGUGACUACCAUUGUUCAUAGCGUCCGCUCAAUAUUACUGAUUUUUGCGCGCGAAACUUAUGGAGAUUCUGUUGACCAAAGAAGCCCUUUCUUCAUUCGCGACUAACAGUAUGUGUUCUUGUAAGCACUGAGCCAUUUUCCGGGAUGAGUGUCGUGUUUAUGUCGGACAGAAGACACUACUUAUGGUAACCAAAUAUGAUUAGAAUGCAGCUACAUGCAAAAACAAAUAUGUUAACCUGAGUGGCUCUUCAGAGUUUCGUCGGUCAUGAAUACUCACUCUACGGCCAACCAAAAAUACAAAGCACUUUUUGUGCAUCACCUUCUCUCUCUAAAGAGCCUUGUUGGAGUUUGUUUAGGUAAAUUUGGCGGAAACGCUAAGCUAACUCUCUCAGGUCACGGUUAUUUGGUUUCGCUCCUUUGUUCUGUCUGUACUCCGAAGACCACGCGACGGCCAAGUCUCGGUGCAAACGAUAUAAGGCAGCGUAAGAGGAAAACAAAACAUCGAGCAAAGCUCAUGUCAGUUCCGAAUAAGUAAUUCUAAAUGAAUACAAGCGAUGCACUCUGUGUUUGUCAUAAAUCUUUCAAUGAUCUUCAGCUUUUAUCGUUAACGUCAUUCAAAACAGUGUACUGUGUUUAAUAUACAUCACGAAAUUACAUCGAAUUGGUUUCGUGGAUUAAUUCCCGUUGUAACAACGUCGAAAUAAAACUUGAUCUCUAUCAUGAACUCCCGCAAUUGUCAAGUUUGCCUUUAGGGAACGAAUUCUUCAACUUCAAAGCAAGUCAAAAUGAGGGCAAAGUUUGAUUGUAUGAUUCCAUGGAUUCAUGUGGUUUCGUAUACGUUAUUCCUUCAAGGUCAUCUUUGGUACUUAAAAUGGUUGAAGCUCUGGGAGGAGCAUUCCUAAGUAAAGAGCUUCACACCGAAAAAACUCGCCAAAAGCAAUUUGAUGUGGGUUUCUCUUAACACUAGGUGUACAAUGAUUCCGUGACUUGAAUGAUACUUAAUUGUACACGAAGAAAGUCGGGCGAGCAAAUGAUUAACACCCCUCCAUGCUCGUAGUGAAUCUGAUAUGUCGUCGGCUUACAGCCUAGAGACGUUCUAGCUACGGGACAAUAAAAAAGAUAAAAUAAAAUACCAAAAAACAAAAAGAAAAAAAACGUGUUUCACGAGUGAUCAUAAAGAGUGGCUUCCAGCUUGGGAUUCAGCUAUGAUCAAACUACGACUGAUUCUUUUGUCGAGGUUACUACAAGGGGUUAUUUAAUACACGACUAAUUUUAUUUUUGUCUUUUCACGUUACUGCGAAUAAUCAGAAGUGCCAACAAAUGUUUUGGGUGACUUGAGCAGUUUCUAAAAGACUCUGUGAGUGUAGUUGCGUUUGUACUCAAAACGCAAAAAGUGUGAUUUCUAAACUUAAUUGAUCACAUCUUAACAUGGCAAUGUUUGGUAACAUUAAAAGCUUGUAUCGUAGUUGACUAUGUGAACAAUCAUGUCUAGUUUAACUAUUUCAUGAAAAGGUCUUCUCUUAUAUAGCAAACACGAUCGAGUAGCGCUUCAUUUCUGUAGAUACAUCAGCACAAAGGUUGAAGCACAAGAUUUAAACACUUGAUGGUUUAAUUCCAAAAUGAGUGAACCUCGAAGAUAUUUUUUGUCAAUUCAUUAAUUCAUGCAACAAAAAGCAAUACACGUUUACCUCAAGGAGAAAGUAAUCAAUCGGCAAGACACACAACUUUUUUUCGCAAGCAUCUUUACAAUAAGUCUAACUAAAUUGCGACCAAAUCUACUUAAUGGCAUUGCUACCAUUGGAAUCUAAUGUGUUUUCCAUGUUGGCACGGAUGAGUUUAAAAAACCAAACAUUAGAAUAUUAAUCUUGUAUCUAUUAUGAUCUUUAUAUUUUGCUUUAGCACUAAAAAUCCGCGGCGACUGUUAUCAAACUAGAAUUGAGAUGGAUAUUUCUCGUCUUAAAAUAAGAUAGUGUUAUUGUAUGCACUACUUCGUUUAGCACCCUUGAGAUGCAUUGAUGAAAACAAAAAAGCUCUUUAGAGAAGCAUGCGCUAUACUUGUUUACUGCCAACAACACUCUGCGUGGAACUAAAUGAUAAAACUUAACAUUUUCAUUUGUUCUCGGGAUAAGUUGAGAUUUUACUUCUCCAGCGUUGGAUUGAUUUAAGUUGAAAAACAAUGAAAGCUUCCUUCAAUGCAAAUAUCGACAAAUGGAUUUCUAAAAUGCAAAUAGCUUGAACAAGACUGAGGCUCUUUUUCGCGAAAUUCAGUUUUCGUUUAAACCAAAACAAGAGUACAUCUUUGCAGUUGACGUUUUUUUUUUUUUUUUUUGCUACUCCUUGCUUCCGCUGGGCAAAACUCGAUGUCCACGAGGUACACCUUGGUUAUAUACAUCACAACGCAUUGCGCAUCUUUAACACAACUCUUAAACUAAGUGUGCAAUCCAAAAGUUUACUAGUUAUUUUUGCGCAAGAUUUUCUCCGUGUCAGCUUCGAGGCUCAUGUUUUGUCUUGAGCAUUUCUUCAACAGUGGUUCUCGACGAAGAACUCACCACUAACUAGAUAAUCUAGUUGAACCCAAUAAGGGGUCCGGCGUCUUUCCGGGCUUCAUUCUUGUGGACAGCGCGGAGAUAGCUUUGUGCAACUGCGCUAUCAGUUCUAUCUACUAUUAAAUCGAACAAUAGUUACCUUCCUACCUGUACUGAAAACAAGGCACGAUGUUUGAAAACUGAAAAGGAGUACGGCAAACGAAUUUUAAAGCGGCUUUGGAAGGUUUCUAAACUUCACUGUGAGAACAGUCUUAUGUGUUGAUCACUAGAAAUCAAUACAUCCUAGAUGAACCACCCUGAAUCGCCGUAACAUUUUGAACACCUGGUUGCAUACAUGUCGAAUGUACCUUACAGUAUUUUAACUCGAGUUUAUUCGAAUCUCUGUCGUAUGUUUCGAAUGAAACUUUUACCUCGUGGAGGAAGGCCAAUUCUCUAUUUUGGAACAAGUUCUGAAGUUGUCCUCCUCUUUACCUUAGCCCGUUUCUUUUUUGAAAAGUUAAGUCAUCUAUUGGUGUAUUUCAUUCUUACACUAAUCUUUAGAUUAUUUUCUGAGGUUAUCCCUUGAGAUUUCGCUUUGAACACUUCUCGAUGAUAGCUAACAAUGGAAUAAGGUUGUAGUUAUGUUGUGCCUUAUCGCAGUCUCUCGUCAGUCACAUCUGUAACGCCUUUUUUUAAUAAACAACGGAUUUUAAGACUUAGACUUUAGAGCUUAGCAUUUCUCAUCUAAGAAAAAGGGUUUUAUUUCAAGGGAGAGUAUUUUUGAGUAAGUAAUUAUAGUCAACACAAACAUUAAGAAGGUGCAGAACAUAACGGGUAUUUUGUUAGCUGUAUGGAAUCAUUAACACUGCAAUGCGGAAAAACGUGAAGCAGUUAGCUUAAAAUUGUAGUUUUCAUCACAGAGCAAGUGUUGAUAAAUCGGCCAGCAGGUCAAAAUCUCCAAAAGCGUCAAGAGAAGAACCAAACCGGGAUUAUGUCAGCUGAAUACAAUGAUUACAAUUUAAAAAAUAUGAAAUUGUACUCGGUAAAUUUGCAAUUCCCUUUUUUAUCCAUGGAGCAAGUACUUCUAAAUGUGUCGAAAUUAAAAUUUCUGAAUGUAAAGACAAAUCAGGAAAAAAUAGUUGAACACCCUUGUUAGCUGGAACAUAUUCAACCCCGAAAAGCUUAUUAAGAAUCUAUUUACGUUAUCGAGAAUGUUCAAAACAGUAUUUGAAGGUGUAAAUUUUGUCAAAAGGAGCCAUACCGUCAUUUUAGGUCUUACCGUGAAUUGUUUAAAAAGAUUCCACAGAAGCACAUGCCUACUUGUAGGUAGAUAGGUUAUUUAACUUGCUCUUAAAUAUGUUUCAGCCUCUCCAUAUUUCAGCUUUAUUCUUUUCGUAUUUUGAGGUAGAGAAAAAUGAAUGAGAAAUUUUUUCCCCAGAGAAUUUAAACCUCCACCGUUUACAGGAACGUAGAAGACUAAGAAAUAUUUUCGUUAUAGCGAUUGAAUCAUAUAGACAAAGUUUGGUACAUAAAAAAAAUAAUCUUUAUGGUGAACUGGAUAGGAUCUUUUUUUCUCUAUGUGACAUAUAAAAGAUUGUAUAAUACAUCUUCUUAAAUUUAUUUAAAACGAUUGAAAAAUUUUGCGAUGUUUUUAAGCUCCUCCAUAACAUUUCGAGAUAGAAGAAUAUUCCUCCCGUCACAUUUCGCGUUCAUGGCAGGUCUCGGAAAAUUACCAAUUAGAAGAGUUUUAACAACUUUUUGUUUGUGUAAAAUAACAGUAAACACAUCAUAUAAAUGUGUCAAAGUCAAGAAUUAUUUAAACCUUUUUCAUUAGAAGGACCGGCUCAGCUUUGUUUCAAGACCCGUCAUCUAUACGAUCCAAAUUCUGAUCGCUAGGGCAAGGAAAGGGAAAUAAUGGCCAAAAAUACUUCAAAGUGCUCUCGGAUUUGUACAGUAGUUUAUCACUUCACAAACUUUAACGUUAUUUAGUAUAAAGCGCACACAAGGCGUCGUUUAAAAAUAGCGUGGAAAUUUUAAUUGGCUUUCAGGAAAGCUAUUCUUUUUGUAGCCGAAUCACGAUAUUCAUGAUUUCUCCGGGUGUUUUUGUUUCUAUUUGAAGCUCGCGUGCAUUAAAUCUUUACACGAAACAGGUCGGUAAUAGAUAACUCCUAUGUUUGUCUUUGAAAUUAUCACCAUCUCAAAGAGACCCUAUCGUUGAAUCCCAAACAAGGCGUCUAAGAACAACCUCAGAAAUAUUUCAUGCGUGUUUAGAUGGUGGUAAAUGGAAAUCAAACGAUUUCAAAGAGAGUCUUUCAUCAAUUAUUCACAGAAAUCACUCUGGCGUAGCGAGUGAUUCCAAAGGGCCGCUCUUUGUUCCCUCUGCAAUCUAACGGUUUGUUACUGGAAGUAUAGCCUACAUAUUCACGCUGCUUUCAACGGUUACCUCAAAAGGGUUCCUGAGCCUGACUGCUGUGACAAGAAGGUAAAACACUGCAUCUGACUCGUCGCGCCAAAAUCGUUACAUCUUGUACGCGUAAAUGCGUUUAUGCGGUGCUAAAAUAUUUUGAAUACUGAAUGCGCUUCACCAUUUGUUUUCUACCUCCCCUCUAGCUUAAUACUUUGUAGCCAUUUUGUAUUUGUUUACAAGACUUGUAGGGCCACCCAGAGAUUUUUAUCCUCUCAAUGCCGGCCCUCUGCCAAAAGUCCUAUCACUCACUAGGCACAUCGCCGUAUUAAGGUGAUGUCGCAAAAUCACAGCGACCACAACGCAUCGAAACAGUCUAUUUGCACCUACGUUCAGAAAUAGGAAAAGGAGGCACGGUUAUUCUGGAUAAUUUCCAGAUUGGCGUGCAGAGUAAAUAAUUUCAGUAGGGAAGUUAAAGUAAUUAGGAAACAAACUGCAUAUGCAACCGGCAGUUAUCUGGAGAAAGAGAACCCCUCUUGGAUAUCAGGCUUCUCAAACUGUUGUACAAGUGAUGAGAUUUGAUGAGAUUAGCUUAAGUGCUAACUCAUUUUAUUUCUCGGCCAUAACAGCGUAUGCCUGUUAGUGCCCUCGUGGUGAUCUCACUUCUGUUCACUUUUCAACGUUCAUUCGCGCAGCAGAUAUCUCGCAGCAGAUUCAGCCGCGUGUUUAGAACCACUUGGGAAGCGAGCUUCAUUCAAUGGUUAGGCCAUUGUUACGGCGAACGACAAGUAAACAAACCCAAUGCGCCCAUCCGAUUGGCCCGGCACUUGUCAAGCACAAAGCCUUGCUGACAGUUGAUAGGGUUUAAUUGUUCGUUAUUAUUUGUAUGCUUAGCGACGCCAUGCAGAAACUUCACACAAAAGCUCUGUUCCUGGCUAACAAUCCUCGCUGUACAAUGGCGGACGGCUUCGCUCACCGAUAGUUUACGAAUUCCCGCGAUCGCCGCCAGCGGGAUUCCCGUCUCACUGGCGCUAGUUCUCUCUAAAAUAAAUCAUUUACCAAUUAGCGGCCCCCGCUGUAGAGCUUUCCCGCCGAGCCGCUCAUUGGCUGAAAGGCAAUCACGUGCUCGCCGCCUGACGAAAGGGUACCUUUCACUUCGCUUGUGAUUUGAUGAUCGAAUUCGCGACUAAGGAGUUUGCGUGUUGUAUCUAGUUGACGUUGAGAGGUUAGCUGAUCGGAGCAAGUUUACAUGCUCUGUGCGUGUGGCGGGAAAAGAAAAUCGCAUGGCGUCACGGUAUAUAUCAUAAAGACAUUUGGAUCUGCGAUCGAUGUUACUAUAUAGGCAGUUUCUCUAAAUAAGGGUAAAGCACCAGCUUCUACACAGUUUAUUUCUUAGUAGGAGAUAAGCCUUGUUGUGAUCCGUUCGUAGAUUUCUGCCGCAUUGAAGCGAUCCGUGGCCACGUGUGUGUGAGGUUUGUUUACGUCCGAUCGACUAGCCCUUGCGUCCGCUUUCUACUGAAAUUAAAGCUCGAUCAAAACAAAUUGGCUGUAAAAAUCGGUACAGUUGACGCACAUUGCUCACAGAGCUUAACAGGUUAGUAGUCUACGCAGGGGAACGCGUCGGGAGGAUGGUGGUUUGUGUCAGGAAAGAGCGGCAUUUUGAAAACAUGUUUGUGGCAGAGUGCAUUUUCGCGUUAGAAAAUUCAACCAAAUCCGGCCAUUAGGUGGAUGCUCUAGUAUCUUGUUUAAAUGUUGAAUUGACCUAACCAGUAUUUUUUGUCAAUUUCCUUUUAGAUUCGGGGCAACUGGAAUGAAGAGGCCCUCGAUCGCUUGUAGGAUUGUAGGCGUAUAAUGAGCGAUUCAUUAGUUCAGGUUCUAGAGACAUCAACGAUGACAACUGAUCGAACAAGCAACAAAGAUCGUACGCAUUCCAAGGAUGGUGAAUCGCACGCCUCUCACGGGCCGCACGACCCAGCAGCGCCUCAGGAUCACGCGAGUAGGGAGCUACCAGAAGGAGAAACGCUGGAGGAACGCGAAACGCCUACCGCGGAGGCUGAAAAUCGCAAUCAAAACGGACAGGAAAAGGAUGACAAGAAGGUACCUUCCUCUAAGAGUAUUCCUGUAGUAUGCCACAUCCGUUCAUCAUGUGACAUGCUGUACGUUGAUCUUCAUUGCUUCUUAUAGAACGCUGUUAAAAGCCAGAGCGCAGUAUUUGGUGUGUUUUGCUUUCAUUUUAGUAAGCUAGCGUUUAUUGCACGAUCAUGAAUAAUGAAAUCUUGGCAGUGUUUGUUGGUUUUGUUCGCGUGUUACGGCAACCGCGUUGCCGCGAAUUCCCCACAUUCCCGCGUUUUCGGUGUCAUUUGUAUACAAAAUCGCAAAAGAUAAUUAUUUGGCUCUUCGAGAGCUGAGCCGGUGAAAUCUUUGAGCAGUAGUCGUCCUGUGAUUGUGCUUGUGUUGUAAGAUUGUAAUUUCCCACGGCACGGCUUUGUUGGUGUCGAUCUUUUGUGCGUAGCAAACAUUUCACUAAAAGCUCUUUAUUCCAGCCACCACCGAGCGUGUGAAGCAGCGCGGACUAAAUGUCUCCUAACCACACCAGAUCCUGUCCUUUUGCUGGGUCACAAUGUUUCAAGGAACAUUCUCUACACUUACAAAUGAAAUUUGAGUUACUAUUUUGCAAAGAUAUCGGUGGUAUCCGCUUAUGGUUAGCGUAUAGGAUCACAGUUCUCGCGUUACUAGUACUGAGUAAAGCAAAUGACAAAAUUUGUCAUUAAAUCAUGUUGUCGUCGCUAUUUUAUCCGUGAGGACCCCUGUUUCGAUCGUCUGGUUGUUUUCAAGUCUUUUUAUUCGCGUGAUUUCGUUACUACGUAGAGUGCUCUGCGUCGGUGAAUCGUCGUAUGCGAGGUAAAUAUUUAGCCUGAUUAAAAUGAGCCGCUGGUUGUGCUGCACUGCGUAGCUGUGUACCGUAAGUAAUGUUUACAUCAGCCGUCAUUUUCCUUCUUUAUUUUUAACCCUUUCUGUACGGAAAUAAAUUUACAAGAAAAAAAGAAUAUGUCUUUCUCCUACUCGUCUUCACAGAUUUUUUCGCGACAACGAGCAGUUUAAGCGUUGUAGUGAAAUUAAGUUAGUCUUCACGUAGAAAUUUCGGAGUCUGCCUAUAUCUCUGCUGACUCUCCGUGUCUUUGUUGAUGAUACGUAGUAUCAGAUAAGUCAUUCGAUGGCAUUGUGACGGCCGUGAACUGGUUUUGCUGACGGAAGUUAGGCUUUUACGACAAAAGUUAUGCGUGACUUAUUCAAAGCCGUCAACGAAAUUAUCGUGAAGCCCGCAAAGCUUGCUAAUUUACAUUCUGCAGUACACGGUUUUCAAUGAAGCUGGCUAUUUCAGAUUGAUGACGUUUUAAAUCUCCAACCAUCGUGAACAUCCCUUGUAGCGAAUUCAUUGCUCACCUAUUAGACAGUUUUAGGAUUCUGGGCGCUAGGAGAUUUCUGGAGUUUGUAAGAGAGGGAUUAAUGGAAGAUUCGAUAGGUUUAAUUGACUUCAAAUUACAAUCAUAGCUUCGACGCCGUUCAUCUUGUUUUGUCAAUAGGACAUCGGAAGUUCUUUAGUCACGGGAACUUUUUGUUUACCCUUGAAUCCCGCCGAAAAAAAUCUGGUUUCCGGAUCUAAAAAGCUUCGUUACUGCCCUAUGUGGUCCGGGAAAUUUUGAUCGAAACAAAUUUAGAUUCAGUCUAGAGAAUCUUCUUUGAAACCGUUAAAGCGACUUCCUCCGGAUUAAGUUGAUAAAUUGAAUGUAAUUUUAUAUCGCUGUUUCGUUUCUCGCCAAUGCACGCCAAUUUGUCAUUACACAGCAGUCUGAAGUAAAGACAUUAGUUUUCGGAUGGGUUUUAUUUUGCUGUAUUUCCCUAUUUUUAUGUUCGCGAUAACGAGAUUCUGGCCCUAUGUAUAAUCUUAGUUUUAGCUGUUACCUCUAGUUUUAUGAAUUUUGUUCUUACAAGCUAGGCGUGUUUCUUUUCCCGGAUCGUGAAUCGUCUUAAACGUUUAUAAAAGCCUACCAUAUUUUUCAAUUUGUUUCUCGGCUUCAUGAGGAAAAUAAGAGUAAACAAUACUCAAGAAUAAAAUUAGUGCGAUAUGUGACUUAGUGAGCCACGCUAAGCGCAAUAUACCAGAAUCAAUACACACUUGCAACAUUUUUUAGCUGAGUUAGAGGCGACCUUGGAGCAGUUUUCUUUCCUUUCACAAUAAGCUCUAUAAGCAUUAUAGAAACAUUAUUUAGGCUUUCUCCAAAACUGUGUAUUUGGAUAGUUAAUCGCUCACAAGAAUAUCCUCCGUGAGUUGUUAGUGUUAAUGUUUGUGCAUUUACGAACAGAAUUUCGCGAAAUCGUGAGUCGAGAUAAGAAAAACGCUCGUUAUCGGAGUGUUCUCCGUUUUCGCUGUUUACCCAGGAAAUGUAGAUAUGACGAAAUAACCCUCAAUUAUCAAUGUCUUAAAAUUGACCCAGCGUUUUCAAUAAACUUACGUACUCCAAGUAAAAUAUUUAAUGGAUAUCAAGAUAUUUACGUUGACGUUUUACAGCAACCCUCUCGCGGUUUCCCUGUCAAAUUCAUUUUUUCGUGCAUUGGAGACUUCUGAGGGAGCAAUUUUUCGUUUUAAAACUUUUCCAUUUCAGAAUUUUUUUAAAGGCUGUGUUAUGUUCAAUUUACUUUGGCUAAUUAGACUCAAAUUUCAGUGACAAAUAUUGUCGCCGAGACCGUGUCAGUCUCCCAAGGCUGAAAUUCAAGUCCAGGUUUGGCUAAAUGAAAUUAAGGCUUGAACAAAACAGCAUUAAAUUUAAUGGGGAUUGUAAUUUUUUUUAAAUUUCCGUUGGGCAUUUAUCUAACCAUGAAUUCCUCUAGAGAACAGAAAUGCAUUUGAUUGAAUAAAGAUAACAGAUUUAGAGUUAAACGCAAGCGAGGCAGUUAUUAUAGUUCAGAGAAGGAUAACAAUUCUUUCAGUAGGUGUUGUUGUAAACUUCUGAAUAACUACAGUUUGUUCUUGUGACUAAUUACCCAUGUCUACUUUUAAACAUUUCUAUAAUAUUGAGUAUUGAAUUCCCCUGUAUCACGUCGAAUAGCUUGCAGUGUGCUAUCUUAGUUUGGCACUCCAAUUGUUAGUAUCUUCAAUAUUUUUUUCCUUGAUAUGAGAAGCCCUCAACAUAAGUAAAACCAUUUUGAACAUGCUUUAUGCUGGAAAUGUCAUUGGAACGUUUUUCUAUUAUAUUUCUCACACUAACAAUCUCUUCUGGGAAAAUAUUUUAGAGGAUAUUGCAGGAACUUUGGGUAAUAUUUCCACUUCCUCACUGCCAAAAAUCGUUUUGUGCUAAACAAUGAGCUAGAGAGGCAUUUUUCUUAGUUGGAGUUAACAUCAAAUCUGAAAAACUUAUCACCUGGUGCUCAAUUCCUGUUCGCUCGCAAGUAUAUCUUACUCAAGUUUAAGGUUUUCUUUUGCGUAAUAUUCAACGUAAUCUCAAAACAGAACUGAACGCCACAAUAAUGCAUUGUUACUAACAAAAAGGGAAUUGAAAUCAUCAUGAAAUUCGACAAAGAUUGCACUCCACAGACAUUUAAAUUUACAGACUACUGCCUAAAUAAUAUUUAGUAAUCUCAAGUAGUAAAUUACUCUUUUGAAUGUACACCAUAUAAAUCAUUUUUUCUGGUAGGUUAAAUGUACCCUGAAGUGUUUGUUUCAAAAUAUUUAAGGCAUGUUAUUUUUUGGGUGAAAUAUAUUUAACCUUGAAUGGUCUUCCAUUGUGGAAUUUACAAACAGUUUUGAGCUGUGAUUGCAGUUAGAUUUUGAUCACAGUUUGAAGCCAUCCUCGAUGAAUGUGGAAAUAACUGUCUGCCUGCACCCUAGACAACUGGGCCCGGUAGUUUAAAAGAGGGUUAAGUCUUAACCCAGGGUUAAUGUCAAAUCUGAUUUCAGGUAUGAAAGGUUUAAAAGAAAUGCAGUAGAAUUCUUUUUGUAAAUAAUUUGAUGAUUGGAUACUCUGAAAAGAAUAGAGAAAACUAUCAAAAAGCUAUAGAGAAAAGGAAUAAAGAAACCCGCAUGAAAAUUUAACCCUGGGUUAGCGCUAAUCAGCCUUUGAACAACAGUGGGCCAGUAUAUAAACAGUACCUACCUGGAAGCAAAACUACUUUUCCAUGCAGCCAGUUCUUAUAUUUGAGUGGAAAACUUUUGAUAGUCUGAAAGCCAGCUAAGAUUGAAACACUUCUAAAUUGGUUUAACAUCAUUUGAAUUUGUGUAGGUGUCAAUAAGACAACCACAGAAUCAGAGCAGAAGGAAACAACCUGCAAACCUUCCAAAAGCAGUAAGUGACCAUGACAACACUGAAGGUGUUCCAGUCCAAAGACGUAAUUUCAAUUUUAGCCCACAAAUAUGCCCACUAAAUAUUGUGUUACCUAUUGUCGUAUUUAUGCUCAAGAGUUCUGAUACUGUUUUUUUCUAGGAGAAGUGACAUUAAGUAACUUCUUGUUUACAUCAGAGCAAGGCACCCUAACUUAACCAAUAUCUCAGUUCUGCACUUUGAGUUAACAAGUUCUCAAUACAGCAGUCAACAAUAAUGAAUAAAGCAGUUAACUCUAGAAAAAUCAGCAUGCAUGUUUUCCUUACAAUUUCAGUUAACUGUCAAGUAGGAAGGUUAUGAGAUUUAAGAAAAUUCUCAACUUGAGAAUAUAGUCCAUUUCACGUUUGGUUAUUUUUUACUGUCGCCAUAGUAUUCAUAAAGUUACUUUGAAUUUAAUGUCAGCAACAGCAACAGCAGCAGCAAAAGUCAUACCAUGGAGGACGAAACAUUCGUUCAAGUCCAGGAGGAACAUGGCAAGCAUACCCUUCGUGGCCUGUAGGAUUCACAUCACCGCGUUUCCCACCAGCAGCUCCUAUAUAUGGCUAUGCACAUCCCGGGGUAAGAUGAAAGAGAAAAUGCUCACCAUUUUUCAGAAGAAGCCACAGGGUUGUAAAUAUUCCACACAGGAAGAAAUAUUAAAGGGUUAAUGUAGAGGUUGAGUUUUGUAACCAGGUUCACUCAAGCACUACACAGAAGUCGCAUUAUUCUAAGAGGAAUAUGAAUGUCCUUGAAAUAAGGAUCUGUAGAAUUAGUCGCUAGGGAGUGAUUUAUGGGAAGGACACUCCUCUAGUUUAUUUAAGUAUUUCCAAUGUGAGACCUAAGUUUAAAAUUCAAGGAUAACACAGAAAAAAAUAGUGAAAUAACCUACUACUGCCCAUCACUAGAUUCAGUGAAAAACUAGUUCGUCCAGUUCUCUGUUGUCGCAGUAAAUUAAGCAAAAGUUAGAUAAAGGCAAAUAAUCAGCACUCUGAAGUUGUUUUUUCUCAAGAGAAAGAUGGCAAUAGAUAUUGUUCUUGUGUUGAUUGUGCUCUAUGUUGCUAUUCAAUUAGUAGUUAUCAUACAAGGUAAGUCUCCCCUGCAAGAAUUUGGUCACUUUUGUUACAACUGUUGCGGUAAAGUCCCAGGUAGGAUUUUUUACCAGCAAUGCUAGGCAAAAUCAGAAAGUAUAUCACUUUCAUUCUACCUGACUCAAAAGUCACCAGAAAGUGAUGACAUAGCCACAGGUGCAAUUAAAAAGCAGUGAUAAGCAUUUACUUUUUGAACAAGGAAAGAUUUAGACAAAGAGUGGCAAACUUAAUCAAAAUCAAUGACACUGAAACUCAAUCUACCUUUUUCCAUACUUGGCAUUUCCUGCAUUGUUAAAGGUAUUCAAAUGUAGUAUAGGAUUAUUUAAACAAUGUUGGCACAGAGUUGGAAUUGUCGCACCUGACCAUUUUUGAAACCUUUGCCAAAGUAUUUUUGUGUUGAUUAGUUCAAAAUGGUCAACAUUUCCUCAUUAAGAUGAUUCAAAAAAAUUCCUAAAUGGUUAAGCAAGUUUCUCUUCUAGCACCAUAUCAGUAGUUCUUAUGUAUAUUGGUGAAUGUGAUUGUAGUUUUCGUUGAGAAGAAUUGAGAAUCUUAAUUGAAACAAGUUUUGCAAUGAAUAUCAGGGUUAGACAUCAUGUUCCCAUGUGGCAUGAGCUUUUGUUAGACAAUGUUUUGUUUAUAGUAAGCCAAAUCCAUUCUCACAGUUUUAUAAAACAUUUCAACUAUGUAGUCUUGUAAUAUAAUGAUGAAAGGCUAUCCAUGAGGUCAUUCACACUUACACCAAAACACGUGUUUGGUUAUGUAAUAAUUCUAAAUCCAAGUUAUUAGUCUCCAUGAGGUGACCUUCACUGGCAGGAAACAUGUGCAAAGUUAUAUGAUAAGACAUAAGUAAAUACAGGACUGCAAAUUUUGGUGAUAGUUAAUUUAAAUCACUGGUGUGUGGUACCUUAUCACUAGAUGUAGACUCCCUUUCAUUCUAACGGUUGGAUAGUUUACCAGGGGCAGUGAUCUCUGCAGUGUAGACAUUUCUGGUAGCGUGCACAUACCUUAACUUGAAAUCACAGGGUUAGACAAGGUUGUGUUGUUUACAUUUUUUGAAUGCUAGUGGUUGAGGAGUAAAGCAACAGACAGGAAGGAAAGGUCAAAAGUUUUGUAAUUUCAUCUCUACAGUUAAUUAGGCAUCUGUGUCCUUCAUAGAAAAUGUCUGGCUCGCCAGGGUGGCUUCACUGAUUGCAUAACCCUCAUAAACUUUAGAGAGGCUAGUUUUACUCACAUUCAAGUGCCAGAUCUGUGCUAUCAUUUCAUGGUAAAUCUUAAGUUGGACUGUUUAUUAGAAUAUUAGUUCGUUAUUCCCCAAAUUUAUUUUUUGCACAGAUAAAACCCAAUUAUCACAUUGAUGAGGCUCAUUGCAAAGCUGUUUGCCCGUGUGGGGUCCUGUCACUAACUAAGAUCACAGACCACAUUCCUCAGAUUCUUUCUCCACUUCUAUGAGACUUAACUUCUGAAACUGGAGAGAGGGUGUUAUUUCAUAAUCUGGAGAGAAUGAAUGUCCAAAAAAAUGUCUGAUUAACUUAAUGUUUGAUUGACAUCUAAUAUUAAAAAAAAUAAGGGGUUGAAGAGGUUGACCAAUUCAUAGGAAAAUGGUAGUAACCUUAUUGUAUGACAGAUACUUAUUUGCAUUAGGUUAGUGGUGGUGAAAAUAUUUCCAGUGAAGUUUUAUGGAAAUUGAAUACAUAUGACAUUUCACUCUCUUAAUGGCAAAUAACUUCAUCCUGGAUGUUGUAAAUAUUUGGCAGAACCCACAAUUUAAGCUAGUUUGAAGAGCUCAUCAAACCAUACAUGGUGGUUGUUCUCACUUUGGGGUAGGGGUCUUAUUUUUUCCUCCCUUAUAAUGUGGUGAAGACUUGCAUGGUAUGCUGUUAACCAGAUUCCUUUAACCAAGAUCCAAGCCAAAUUGCUCUGGCUUCAAUAUGUGGCUUGAACACUCUACAGAAGCAUAUAUUGACACCUUAUGUUUGCACAUAUACUUGUUGUAGUCUUUUCAUGUGCAACAGCAACACCUUUAUGUUUCCUCAUGGUUAUUAGGUGUGAAGGGAGGUACAAUUAGGUCAGGAUAAUUUAGUAUUAUCAACUGAGUUGAUAAUGUAAAUUGGCCACUGUAAAGAGUGUAAAAGUUGAUGUUUGGAGCAUUAGUCCUUUGUCAGAGUGAUAGAUGAACAGCUAACACUUGAAACGUCACCUUUGAAAUUCUUUACCAUGGCCAAUUUACAUUAUCAACUUGGUUGACAAUAUUGAAUUACCUUGCUAUACUGAUGCAGCACCACAUAUAGCCACUAUACUGACUCUCCCACUGACGCAGCACCACAGUUUCUUUAGAAACUUACCCCCUUUAUACCAUUAGGUCAUACAAUGAUCACCAAGUUGCAUGUAAGAAGAUCACCAUGUGAUCACUGUACUGAUCAACAAUAUAUAGAUUUAGCCAAGUCUAAAAAAGCGGAGCUCGCAUUUUUUUUCCCACACGUCUCUUCAACAAAACUAAAGCCCAUACUAUGAAUAAAGUGCGUGGUAAUAUUAAUGGAUUUUCAUUCACAACUUCUCCGCGUCCAUGUAGAGGACUGAUUAUAAGAUAGCGCCCAUGGUACAGUUGGCCGCACAUGCUAAAAGUAGCACCUUGUAAGGUCAUUCAUACGGCCAUAUGGUCAUACAUCCAAAUUUUUUUGGCUUGAUGGGUUACUACUAUUUUGUAUAAUUAUGGGGCUAUGCUCUGCGAGCUCCACUAUAAAUUAGACAUAUCAGAGAUACUGUUAUCUUCCAAAAAGCAUCUUCCCUUGAGCUAAGAGGCUGUUUUUUUUCAAUCUCACUGACACAGGCAUAUAAUAUACCAGGCAGUCCACCACCAACAUCAGGACAGAGAAGUUUAUCAGUUAGUGACAAUCAAGAUGAACCUGAAGAGAAGCUUAGCAAAACAAACCUAUACAUUAGAGGACUUUCCCCUGGAACAACUGAUGAAGAUUUAAAUAAUUUAUGUAGCAGGUGAGGGGGCAAAGCUUUUGGAUUGUUCUCUCUAUAUUUAAUGGUUUGUAGUGGAUUUCACACUAGGUAGUUGUCAGCUUGUCUGUGCACCACAACUGUACCUCCUUCCUUCCUUCCUUCCUUUUGUAGCUUUUUCCUUCUCAAUUCCUCCCCUCCUUUAUUCCUCUUUCCUUUUUCCUCUUCUUUUAAGCUUAGUCUUUUGGUGCCUUCCAUCAUCCUAUCAUUCAAUUCUCUUCUCCUACCUUCAUCCAUAUACUUGACUGAUUCAUUCACAUCACCCUUGGUAUUCAGUCAAGUCGCCAAUGGUUCAAUUUGCCAAUGCCAACUCACCAAUGAAUAAAAUCAAGUAGAGACAUUGGCAAGUUGGUCUGCAAUCCAGUAGAACCUAUUAGAAGUUAAACAUAUAGGAAAGUAAACGAUCUUUAGAAAAAAACAAUUUUUUUUCUUCCAACAAAGUUUAUAAGGAUCUCAUAGUGAAUAAAGUGAGGUAAACAUUGCCAAUGACUGUAAAAGCUUCAGAUGCAAACAAGUUAUUGUGUGACAACAACACUGUAAAGACUCAUCAUGUCAAUUGGUCAGAUUUUUUAAAAAACUUGGCUUUCUAGACAAGAUCUUUAGUAAAAAACAGUUCCUUUUUUCCAAUUAAGUUUAUAUUUUAUUGUUUUUUCACCAAAAUUCUCUUACUUUUCCAUAUGUUUAAGAAUUUAAAGAAAGCAAAAAAACUUUAAAGUCUGUAAUACAUUUCGACAGAAACUUCUGUCAUCUUCAGUUAAUUAAUGUACAAAGAGUUGGAAGUUGAAUUAUAUAGCAAGUAGAAAAAUGCUAAUUAUGAUAAAUGGUGACAACCAGUAAAGCAUGAAUGUGUGAGAAUUAAAAGGAUAGUUUUAGAUCUACAUGGUGUAAUCAACUAAUUACAACAUGUAGAUAGCUUUGUGCAUUAAUUAACCGAAGAUGACAGAAGUUUCUGUUGAAACAUGUAUUAAAGACUUUAAAGUUUUGUUGCUUUCUUUAAAUUCUUGACUUGCCUGCUAAUAUCAAGACCCCAUAUGUUUCACUUCUAAUAAGUUGUACUGGACUGAAAACCAACUCACCAAUGUCUCUAUUUGAUUUUAUACGUCAGCGAGUUGGCAUUGGCAAGUUGAACUGUUGUCGACUUGACUGUAAUUUCCCUCCCUUUCUACAUUCCUUCCCCUAUUCUUCCAACUGGCUCCCUCUCUAAAUUAUUCCUUUAAUUUUUCUGGCCUCGUUUCUAGCUCCUCUUAAUUUUUUCAAUCACCCAGUCAUUCAUAUUUACUGUUAUUCACUCAAUGGUUCUAUCAUUGUCUAUGCAUUCAUUCAUUUAGUCUCUCAGUCACUCCUCUAUCCAUUCAUAUGCAUAUUUGUAGAUUCAUUCAUUUGUAAAUGAUUAUAAUCUAUCUAUUUUCAGUCAAAAAUAGUGUGGUAGUUUGUGUGUUGUUGUUUUGUAUCAAGUAUUAAAAAAUUUAUUUGUUUAAUCUACAUCCCUUUCUCUCGGCAGAUAUGGAAAUAUUAUUUCAACAAAAGCUAUUCUAGAUAAGAACACUAAUAAAUGUAAAGGUAAGCAUCAACAGCAGCUUCUAACAUUCACAAAGCCUUGACUGAAUAUUUUUAUUUUUUUCGUCUUUGGUUGCACAUCAGAACUCUCUUUUAAUAAGAGAGGUCAAGCACAACUCAUGUGCUGUUAUCCAGUAAAGAAAAGUGACACACAUUGCAACAUGAAUGGUUCAUCUCUAUGUAAGGGGACUUAAAAUUUAGGGGUGAUGUGAUGUUGCUUGGUUUUUUAUGUUAUUUUCAGUUAAAGAAAAAUUACAUACAAAGGUAUUGUAGUGAUCUCAAAUCCUGGAGUGUACAUCAUUUGUGCAUUAGAGCUCUGGUGUACUGUGUGGAUCCUUGAACAAAAACUGUCUACUAUUCUUGUCUCUGUCAGAACUUAAUUUAGCCUAUCUUUGUAGUAAAAAUUUCAACACUCUAAAGGUUGUUUGUAACAAGAGUUGCAAACUUCAAUUAAGAUGUAAUUGAAAUAAACAUGUGAAGAAAGCUACAGUGUGUCAGUAAGGGCCCAUAGACUUUGAUGAUCAGCUGAACAUCAACUUUACCAACAACACAUGGAAAUACACAGCAUAGCUUUAUGACUGAUUUAGUCAGUUGUGGGAGUAAUCGUGCAUGGGUAGACAUAUUGCAGUGUUGUUGUGUCAUCAUUUAUGCAGUGAUGCAUAGUUUUAAGUUAUGUUUUGUGGUAUUGAGAGCUUCUCCAUUUCUACUUCUGAGACUUGUUUGAUUUCAUACAGACAACAGCACUUCAUGAAUUAAAAAUAAAUGUAGCAGAUGAACUAUAAAUAUUCAAAAGAAUGUGCUGUGUGGGAAAUAAAAUACUAGUAGCUGGUUAUUUCCUUUAUUCUGUCACCUGUCUGUUUUGUUUGUUUAUUGAUUAAAUUGUGUUUUUAUUCAAACAGGGUAUGGAUUUGUGGACUUCGAGUCACCCACUGUGGCUCAAAAAGCAGUUACCGCCCUGAAGAACAAAGGAAUUCAAGCCCAGAUGGCUAAGGUUAGCAAAUGUCAUUUUGCAUUGUCCUCUUCACUUCCUGUUCAUAUCCUUUGUCGUGCAGUGGGUCAUUUUGUGGUGAGAAUACAUGCCGUGCUGCAGUUGAACACUUAAUCUUAAUUUGUUAUGAUGGCUUUGAAAUCAAAGGUAAUUUACUUUAGUUUUCAAUUUUACUUGCAACUUAAUAUUGGAGGGUGGGACAAUCUCAUAAUUUAUUUAAUCGCAGUGAGGGGGGGUUAAGUCAUGCCUCGUGUUAUUAAAUAUGAAAAUCAAUUCAGUUGUUGAACUUAGUCCAUCUACAAUAGGGAGAGGUAAAUACCUCAGUACACAAAUGAAAAUAAACCAAUUGUAUUAAUUGGUUGGAUAUCCUACAGAUCAUUUGCGAUAAAACAACACUAGAAUUUUCUGACAUCUCAAGAUAGUGACCAUCUGUAGAGGCACGUGUAGAAACCUAUUAGGUUAAAGAGGAUAGAUUGUUACUAUCAGGAGGCUUUUAUUAACAUGCAAAUUUCGUUGCAAUAUUAAGACUGAUGGUCAAAAAUAAACCUAGAGCACAUGUGACAGAACAUGUGCUAGCAAGAAUGACAUGAAAAUAAAUCAUGUAUCCAAAAUCUUUAAAUUGUUAUCUAGCUGUUGCUUUUCUCUCUUACACAUUUGAGACUCCUGAAAGAAAUUCAAAACAAUUGCCUAUUUAGGCUAGCCUUACUUGAUCCAGUUAACCCUUUUUCAUUCUGUCAAUUGUCUGUGCUUGGUUUUAACAGUUGGUUUCAUGGUGUGGAAACUCUCACUGUCUGUAAAUAGAUCACAGGUCUUGGUAUAUUUUGUUGUGAACCCAGUUCAAUACCUUCAAACAAAACUUAAAGUGAAUCACAGGCUAAAACAGAGGGUUUGCUUAUUUAGAUUGAAUUAAUUCACUGAGCCAUAGUUCUGUACUCUGUGAAAGGCCUCCUUGGUGUAGAAAGGAAUUGUUACCACUUGGUCUAAUUCAGUGAGGGUUAUAAGGACAAACUUUUGUUGACGCAGCAUGCUCAUUUAAGCUUAGAAGCUUUCCUAAAAAAUAAGUGUAGGAUUUUGUGGAUUAAUUCUGUCUUUUCUCAUUGAGAAGUUGUUUUAAAAUGCCAUGGGCCUAUCAGUUUUUGGACAUCGCAAUGCGAUGUUUCCAAUAACAUGUUUCUGUGAGUCUGUUACAGAAGCACGGUUUGUGCCAAAAAUAGCCUGACAUGUCUAGCCAUUGUAGGAUAUCAGAAGCACUUACAAAACUUAAUGAUUUGUCAUCUACACUUACACUACUACACCACUUAUUAUAUCUGCUAAAACACUGGAGAACAAAUGUAAUUAUGUAAAUCUGAAUGCUUUUCUUCUCUAAAGCAACAAGAACAAGACCCCACCAAUUUAUAUUUUCUAUAUCUACCACGAGAUUUUGAUGAAGCGGUGAGUGAAAACAAAUUUACCCUUUGUGAUGCAUUGGCUCCUCAUCAAUCAAGUAGUUGAGCAAACCAAUGUAUGUAAUUUGUUACAUGAAAUGUUCCUCCUGUCUUUGAGUUUCUUUUUUAUGAUUUUAAGUAUACUUUCAAAAAACAACACCAACAAGAUUAUCUACAAACAUAUUGCAAGCCAAAGUGCCUAAAAAAUUUGAGGAAAACUUAUACAGAGGCAAUAAAAUGGAAUGAUCUGUUGCACCAAAGUGUAGGGGAAUUUAAAUUUUAUCUUUACUAAAAGAAAAGAAAAGUUAGAAUGCUAAUUUUAGGUGAAACAUCUAGUCUUUUUUUAAUUUAGGUGCAGUUACACCAAAUUUUGGUACAUAUUUAUCUAAAAAGAGGUGUGAAUGAUGAUAGAGUGAUUCAUUAAAUAGGUGCUUUAAACAGACAACAAAUUGUUAUCUUAGUUAAAGAAACUAAUUUUACUCUCUUUGUCAUCAGAAAUUAGAAGCAUUGUUGAGAAGAUAUGGCAAAGUUAUAUCAACAAGAAUUUUAAGAGAUACUGACCAUGAGAGUAGAGGGGUAGGAUUUGCAAGGUAAAUGGUUGAAAUACAUGUGUCUUAGAUUUGUAUCAAAGCUUUACAGUAAAGCAUAAUGACUUGGUCAAUUUCUUUGUUGCAAUUGGUGCAUGGGAGCCCUUAUACUUGAGGGUGGUAAACUAGAAAUAUAACUUUUCGCAGAUCCCUCCUUCUGGCAACCAAAGGCACAAACCCUUUAUGCCAUCGCCUCCUCCCAGCACUCAGAAGUUGUGGAGCUGGAAUUGCUAGCUAUAAAACUCAUUGCAACAAUACUAAAGAAUGCAAUGCUCAUAACAGCAAUAACAUGCAGAGAUGCAUGUAUAGGCUUCCCUGCAUGCCACACAAUGGGAAGUGCUCAGAUGCAGUAGCAAAUUAUACUGGUAUGCUAACAAACUUCUGAGCACUCCCUUGUUCCUUGCGAUGGCCAAUUGUUGUGUUUUAAUUGUUACAAUUAACCAUGUAUCAAACUGUGUGACAUUUGGGACUGGGUAAGUGAGCAAAACUGUUAUUAUGUCUGAUAUUUUGAGCUUUAGCCCUUCACUCUGAGGAAGGGCUAACGUUUGAAAGGUCAGCUUUGAAACUCUCAACAGAAGCCAAUUUAUGUCAUUAACUCAGUUGAUGAUACCAAAUUACCUUGUUAUACUCUCCCACUGACACAGCACCAAAGUUUCUUUAAAAGGUUAUGACCUUUAUUCAUUUCUUACUAUAUCUCUCAGGUAACUCCUGUGAUUGAUAGGGAACAACUAUUCUUGUCACAAAUUGGCCAAUGUUUUCGUGAUGGGAAGCAGAAUCUAGUUGUUUGAUUCAAGAAUGCAGCAGUGUAAUAAUGGCCACUGAUUCAUAAAAGACCUGAACGUGAUUUACAAUUGAAGGCUGAAUGUCACUUGUUCAACUCCCUGUAGUGAAAUGUGGUGACAUGUGAUAUAUUUGCUUCCUGUUACUAAACAAAGCUUUGAUAUUUAACUUAUAGAAUGGAAAAUACACAGAUUUGUGAACAGAUAAUCAAAGAUUUUAAUGCUAAAAAGAUUCCUGGUAAGUAAGAAAUUGUACAUUAUGAUAUUUUGCCAAAGGUAUUUUUGUGUCCUCCAGAAACUUCAUUCAACAGCACAUGUACCUAAUUACUUUGUCACUUAAAAUUUACAUUCAGACAAAAUAUUGUGGACCACUAUGGCUUAUCAACAUAUCUCUUAGAUAUUUGAUCAAGUAGGGAUGAUUUUUAAAAACGGUUUUAUUUAUUUCUGAAGUGGUUUUGACCAGUAGAUUGAUUAAAAGGUUGGAAACUCAUCUACAUCCAUAAAAGUUCGGCUGUUUCAAUUUACUUGCCAAGCUUUGUAUCUACCAAUGCAAUAAGUUCCAUAUGCAUUGACUUAAUGAACUCUCUUCAGCAACAUAAUAUGCUUUGCCUGUCAUAACCUGUAGGUAGCAUUGAACCACUUGUGGUCAAGUUUGCGGAUGGAGGUCCCAAGAAAAGGCAACAAACUCAGCAAAACCAUGGUACAACUUAUUUUAUCUACAUCUUUGUCAGAUUUAGUAUGGUCUUUACUCUUUUCCUGAAUGAAUAAAGGCCCUUAAGUAGCAUGUCACUGAGGAAAUGAUUAUUUUUUUUGUGAACAGAUAAUUCAUGGCAAAUAAGUAGACAGGAGGUCAGUAUUCAUUUAUUACAUGAUAACCAAUGUCAAUUUCUCACAUAGUUUGACAGUCAAUGCCAAACUGACAUGCUACAUGUAUGUAUUACUCAUUUAUUAAUUCACUCAAUAUUGUAAAUGGUUUGAACCCGGGUUGUUGUCAGUCGAAUGUACUUAGUCCUUAGUCCUAAGUACAUUCGACUGACAACAAUCUUUCACUUGACUCUGAUGAUGACUUCCGCUCAGGUUGUCGAAACGUCAGUCACCAUUACCGACAACAAUCCUUCUCAGGACUACACUUACCCAGACAAUCAAACUACACUAUUUCACUCAAUAUUCAUUGAUUAUUUUAAUUGACUGGCUUAGUCAUUUACCCUUUUGUGUCUACAAAAGAGGAAUGUUACUGUUUUAUUAUACUCGUCUUGAUGAGAAAUCAAAAGGUAUUUAUUUCACAUAUAUUUUUAAAUUGCAACAUUUUUGAAAACAGAUGUGCAUAUAUAUAUAUGUAACAUUGUUUCUUCGUUUGUUUUUAGGGAGUACCCCUGCUUGGAUAUGGUGAACCACUAGUCAUGCAAAAUGGGUGUGUUAUCAAUGUUUUUUACAGUAUGCAGUGUAUCUUUAUUUUGUUUUACUGAAUUAGGAACUAGAUUGUGUGGUAUUUCAUAAAUAAUGUGUAGGUAACACCAUUUAUUGAUAAUUGCAAUGUGUAUCAAAAAGAUGGUUCCCUGAUUAUAGUAGUUGAACAAUUUUAUGCAAGUUUUUGUCACAAAUUUCUGUCAUCAAAUUGCACUACAAAUUUAGUAUUAAACACUUGUUUUGGAAAAAUGUCUUUUCAAUAUGCAUAUGAAAAAACAUCUUUCUUUUGGGCAUUUUAUGUAGAUCAACUGUAGGAAGUUCAGGAAGAGUUAUGACGACUCAUGCUGCAGUCCUCCCAGGACAGGUGGUUACAAUUUCCAUUUUACAUCAAAUAUCAGAGACUCAUUCAUUGCCUGACUCAAAACGUAUUUUACUUAAAAUAUAUUACUUUAAAUGAACACUAAAGAAGUCCUCUUUUCUGAAGAUUUGUAUAGGUGUUUAGUGAAACAUAUCAUUUAUGAUAUAUCACUUUGUAUUUAUAUGUGUAAAAUCUAUGGGUAAAUCUAUGCAGAGAAAUACCAAAAGAUAUAUCAAAGCACAUCCACGGUACAAUAAAGCAAACAAGUUUAGGAAAAUCUUGAAUGUAUUUACUGAAACCAAAGCAACAUUUGUGCUUUUGCUCUCCUGGGCUAUCAGAAACAGGUUCAUAUGCUUAUAUCUAGCUCAUAAUUUUUAUGUAUUCAUGAUGAGAAUAUCCUUUAUCUUAUUGGUAUAUUUGUAAAAGAUAAUUCCUUACCCUUUCCCAUCCUUGACUUUUUUACUUGUGUCCUAUGUGGUGUUAGAGAUGGUGAAGCACUUUCUACUCUUCUCCUAGUCCGUGAUGUAUUCCAAAAUGAAAAACAACAUCUCUCCUAUCUAAAUCUGAAAUUGAGACUUUCGUGUGUUUGUUGUAGUCACGGUUCUUAUUUUAUGACAUUUCAACAAACCAAUUUUUGAGAACUGUGUCACCAGCUUUAUGCUAGUAUUGAAAUGUGAAGUUGACUUUUGAAGAUUUUUAAACGUUAUCUGGAAUUUUUACUUUUUUUGAACAGGGGACAGCAUUUGUACAAACAAAUAUUCCAUUAGCAUACCAACUUGCGACAGGAGGAGGUGGAAGCUGGCUUGCACAUCAGCCUUACAUUCAGAUGCAACAUCAACUACAACCAGUAAGAACAAGAUUUAGUUAUUUCACUGUUUGCUUCAUAGUUUGGUUAUCAGAACUGUCCUUGUUUGAGAUGAUACACUUGUAAACUACUCAUACUUUAGACGUAAAAUUGCACUUUUUAGAAAAAAAAUAUACAAAAUUGCUAUGGGAUCAAUUUUGCAAAAAGUUUUCCAUGCAACAAUAUCACCCUGAAAUUGCACAGUCAAUUAUCAAUAACUACUUACCUCUCUUUAACAAUUCAGGGUCAGCUAGCAGCUGCUGCAGCAGCAACAGCAGUAACACCAUCAUCAAUGGAGCACAAUGUUGGGGCUUUGCAGCAGAGCUCUGUGCAACAUCUUACCAGUCAGAUGAACCAGCUCCAGAUGUCAGGCUCGCAGUACUUAACCAGUCCAGUUCAUGGCUCAUUCUCACAAGCUUCAUGGCAAAUGAUGCAUCAGCAUGGACAACCACAACAUCCACACCCACACUACAUGUCAGUAGAGGUAAGAAUGAGGACUACAACAAAAAAGAGAUGGAAGUAGAAUGAAAUGCAUCAGUGAUGACUCCUGCAAUUUCAUAUGGCCAUUUCAAAUACAACUUUAACUUAUCAAAUGCAUUAACACUGCUAAUUGGCUCAAGUAGUCCAAAAUUCUUUAUCUAAGCUACAUUGUUUAAAGCCAUAAAUGAGGAUGUAUUACUGCAAUCCCAUUUAAACCUGGUUUAUUAUACACAUUGGAAAAAGGAGUUCAAUUUGAGCUACAAGUACUUAUACACAUGCUCUAGCUAAUAAAAGAGAUCACAGAAUAUUUCCAUUUUUGCAAUUUGUUAUGCUCUAGUGACAUAUUCCAGGUAGAAGUAAGCCCAGAUGGAUAGGAGAUAAAGUGCUGACUGAAUUUGAUUGCUGGCCAGGACGAUAAGGGACGUAAACUUCACAAUGUGCACACCAGUGAGAAUUGAAAAUAAUGUAAAUUGAAUUUUAGGAACACUCAAUGGUUGGUGAAGGAGAUCCUCUUGGUCCGCCCAUGUCCCCACAAGCAACAGGCCUGCCGCAACACCUUGCUGAUCCUGGUCAAGGGUUAGAUGAACAUAGAAUGGCAGGCUACACGUCGCAUUACCAACAAAGG